This is a messenger RNA of Papilio polytes (common Mormon), 1080 nucleotides long. RefSeq names its product acyl-CoA Delta(11) desaturase-like. Gene Ontology annotation, cellular component: endoplasmic reticulum membrane. Gene Ontology annotation, molecular function: iron ion binding; stearoyl-CoA 9-desaturase activity. The record is from RefSeq and is a predicted model, not a curated record. The coding region runs from base 1 to 1080 and encodes 359 amino acids. Gene Ontology annotation, biological process: unsaturated fatty acid biosynthetic process. Lineage: Eukaryota; Metazoa; Arthropoda; Insecta; Lepidoptera; Papilionidae. The transcript has 6 exons.
AUGCCGCCAAAUGUAGACCCGAUACCAAGUGGAGUUGUGUUCGAAACUGACACUCAAACACCUGAUCUCGGACUUGAUAAAGAUGUCUCCCAAUUAAAGAAAGCUACGCCAAAGAAGCAUGAAUAUGUGUGGUUCAACAUAUUCUGGUUCCUCUUCCUGCAUAUCAGCUCAGCAUAUGGAUUGUACUUAGCAUUCACGUCUGCUAAAUGGCAAACUAACGUUUUCGCGUUCGCUAUACACCUGAUGUGUGCAAUCGGUAUCGGCGCGGGAUCUCAUCGUCUAUGGACGCACAGAUGUUUCAAAGCAAAAACACCUCUAAGAACUGUUUUGAUGAUUUGGCAAACCAUGGGCUUUCAGGACAGCAUAUUCGAAUGGGCACGAGACCAUCGCACUCACCACAAGUACGCGGACACGGACGGCGACCCUCACAACGCGGAGCGCGGCUUGUUCUUCUCCCACAUGGGCUGGCUCUGCUGCAAGAAGAGUCCAGAAGUCAUCGAAGGCGGCAAGCGUAUUGAUCUAAGCGAUCUAUACGAAGACCCGGUAGUCAUGUUCCAGAAGAAGCAUUAUUUGAAAAUGAUGCCAAUCCUAUGCUUCGUGUUGCCGACUGUAUUCCCCGUACUUUUGUGGGGUGAGAGCUGGACCAACGCUUUCUUCAUACCGACCAUCCUCCGUUACACCUUCGGUAUUAACGUCGUCUGGAGCGUUAAUAGCUUCGCUCAUAAAUUCGGAUAUAGACCCUAUGACAAGUCAUUGAACCCUCGGGAGAACAUCGCCGUAUGGAUGUUCUGCGUGGAAGGCUUCCACAACUACCACCACACGUUCCCUUGGGACUACCGCGCGAGCGAGCACCCCCUCAUCAAUAUGUUGACACCAACUAUUGUGUUCAUUGAAGCGAUGGCUAAGAUCGGACAAGCUUACGACUUGAAGGCUGUAUCUCCUGAAAUUAUCAAACAACGUACAUUACGUACUGGAGACGGCACUCACCAGUUAUGGGGAUGGGAUGACCCUGAAUUUACUGAACGACUUAAAGCCAAGUACGGAUCUAUACAUUGCACCGAAGAAAAGAAAGAUAUGUAA